CUCUCUCUGACUCACACCCACAGUGUAUCUACGUUUGUGUACAUGUGUGACAGAGAGAACAUCUGCAAACCGCUGCCAGGAAAACAAACAUACCUUGCCUGACGCUGGUCUUGCUGACACAAGUGCCUGAUUUGUGGGAUGUGACGGGAAACGCUGCCUCCAUCAUGACGCACCAGGAGAAGUGGGUGACGCUUAGCCCAGCAGAGUUCUCCCAGCUCCAGGAAUAUGCACAGUACUCAAGCAAGAAGCUGAAAGAUGUGUUGCAGGAGUUUCACAGGGAUGGAGUAUUGGCCAAAUAUAACCCAGAAGAGAAGCAGGAAAUCCUCAAUCAGGAAAUUGACUUUGAGGGCUUCAAGCUCUUCAUGCAGACAUUUCUGGAGACUGAACUUAGUGAUGAGUUCUGCCAGCACCUCUUCCUGUCCUUCAACAGCAAAGGGCCGCCGCCCGGCCCCGCGUCACUGGACAAACCUGGAUUAGCUGGGCUCAAGAGGAUCAAAGGCAGCUCCACACCUCUGAAGGCCUCAAACCUUCCAAACGUGGAGCCCCUGGAUGUAGUCCAACUGAAGGACAUUGUGUGUUACCUGUCCCUACUGGAGGGGGGGCGUCCUGAAGACAAACUCGAAUUUAUGUUUCGUCUGUAUGACACCGAUGGGAACGGUUGCCUGGACAGCUCGGAAUUGGAGCAAAUAAUCUCCCAAAUGAUGCAUGUAGCAGAAUACCUCGAAUGGGAUGUUACAGAACUGAAGCCGAUUCUACAGGAAAUGAUGCAGGAGAUUGAUUAUGACCAUGAUGGCACGGUGUCUCUUGAUGAAUGGAUCCAGGGUGGCAUGACCACCAUUCCGCUCCUGGUGCUGCUGGGAUUAGAGACAAACCUGAAGGAUGAUGGACAGCACGUGUGGAGGCUGAAGCACUUCAACAAGCCGGCGUACUGCAACCUGUGUCUCAACAUGCUGAUUGGACUGGGCAAGCAGGGCCUGUGCUGCUCAUUCUGCAAGUACACAGUCCAUGAGCGCUGUGUGGCACGCGCUCCUCCGUCAUGCAUCAAAACAUAUGUCAAGUCAAAGAAAAACACAGAGGUGAUGCAUCAUUUCUGGGUGGAGGGGAACUGUCCGACUAAGUGUGAUAAGUGUCACAAAACCGUCAAGUGCUACCAGGGACUGACAGGGCUUCACUGUGUGUGGUGCCAGAUGACUCUUCACAACAAAUGUGCUUCCCAUAUGAAACCAGAGUGUGAUUGUGGGGUCCUGAGGGACCACAUCCUGCCCCCGACCACAAUCUGCCCUGUUGUGUUGGACAGGCAGUCCACCAUUAGAAAAGAUUCCCGAGCCAGCCAGUCAGGAGGCAGAGGGAAGAUGCAGAGAGCCAACUCAGUCACCGUGGACGGACAAGGGCUACAGAUAACAACCAUAGAGGGCACUCACCCCCUCCUUGUUUUUGUGAAUCCAAAAAGUGGAGGAAAACAAGGAGAAAGAAUAUUUAGGAAGUUCCAGUAUUUGCUAAACCCUCGCCAGGUGUACAACCUUGCAAAAAGUGGACCCAUGCCAGGGCUGAAUUUCUUUCGAGAUGUUCCAGACUUCAGGGUGCUUACCUGCGGUGGAGAUGGCACUGUUGGCUGGAUUCUUGACUUCAUUGAUAAAGCCAAUCUGGAUAGGAACCCCCCUGUUUGCGUACUUCCUCUUGGCACAGGAAAUGACCUGGCCAGGUGUCUGCGGUGGGGGGGAGGUUAUGAGGGGGAGAGCCUGCUGAAGAUUCUGAAGGACAUUGAGAACAGUACAGAGGUGAUGUUGGACCGCUGGAAGAUUGAAGUGACCCCCAGUGACAAGGAGGAGAAGGGAGACCCUGUACCAUACAGCAUCAUCAACAAUUACUUCUCUAUUGGAGUGGAUGCCUCCAUUGCACACAGAUUUCACAUCAUGAGAGAGAAACACCCCGAGAGGUUCAACAGUAGAACAAAGAAUAAGCUCUGGUACUUUGAGUUUGGAACCUCUGAGACCUUCUCUGCAACAUGCAAGAAGCUUCAUGAUUUUUUGGAAGUAGAGUGUGAUGGGAUCAACCUGGACUUCAGCAACAUCUCCCUUGAAGGCAUUGCUGUUUUAAACAUACCCAGCAUGCAUGGAGGCUCCAACCUAUGGGGAGAGACCAGAAAGAGGAGGAGCCACUGGCGGGCAGGGAAGAAGACCGCAGAGAGGCGCACGACACUGGUGGACCCAAAAGAGCUCAUGUUCGCUGUUCAAGACCCAUCAGACCAGCUUCUGGAGGUGGUGGGCCUGGAGGGAGCCAUGGAGAUGGGGCAGAUCUACACGGGGCUGAAGAGCGCUGGGAGGCGGCUCGCACAGUGCUCCUCCGUCAUUAUCAGGACCAGGAAAUCCCUUCCCAUGCAGAUAGAUGGAGAACCGUGGAUGCAGACUCCUUGCACUAUUGAAGUAACACACAAGAACCAGGCGCCAAUGUUGAUGGCUCCACCGCAAGCAACUGGGCUAUUUUCCUCCAUCAUUCGAAAAACGAAGACUGAGUCCAGAGAAUAGGCCCCCUGUGUCUCUGCACAUUUGGC
Conger conger (European conger) is the source of this 2551-nucleotide messenger RNA. It is a transcript of the gene dgkb, whose product is annotated as diacylglycerol kinase, beta. The transcript has 25 exons. Gene Ontology annotation, biological process: intracellular signal transduction; diacylglycerol metabolic process; lipid phosphorylation. Lineage: Eukaryota; Metazoa; Chordata; Actinopteri; Anguilliformes; Congridae. The record is from RefSeq and is a predicted model, not a curated record. Bases 165 to 2525 code for a protein of 786 amino acids. Gene Ontology annotation, cellular component: plasma membrane. Gene Ontology annotation, molecular function: calcium ion binding; ATP-dependent diacylglycerol kinase activity.